UGUCACAAAGCCACACCUCCCCCUUUGACCGUAACUGAUGGGGAACAGAUUCGGGGUGCGAGCGGGGAACUGAGAGGUCUGGGUCUUAAUUUGAACGUUGAGAUCGCAUCUGAUGUUGGAGUGAUGAAGAAGAUCAGCUCAGUGUUCUCCUCUUUACAGGACAAACUGCACAGAGACAGUGAGAAGAAGACGUCACCCCCUCCCACAGACGCUCCGCCCUCUUCUGAGUACACACAUGCAUUCGGACGGCCGCCGUUCUUCGAGUACCUGGUGGUGGUGAGUGUGAGGAAGAGGAGCCGGGGUGAUGGUUACGAGCCACAGGUCAUCUAUCAGUUCCCCAGAGCCACCAGCCAAUCACAGCGCAAGGAGGAGGAGCUCUGCCUACAGGCCAUCACACUCUUCUGCUUCCCAGAGGGGGUCAAUUGGGCCCCGCUAACAGAGUACCACAGUGAGACAUUCUCGUUCGUCCUGACUGAGAUAGAUGGCAGCAGGAGGAAUGGUUACUGCAGGAGACUGCUGCCACUAGGGAAAGGAGCACGCCCCCCAGAGGCCUACUGCAUCAUCAGCACCCUCGCCUGCUUCAGCCUCUUCUCUAAGAUCUUUGACGAGGUGGAGAAAAGGCGUCAGAUCUCCAUGGCAAUGAUUUAUCCUUUCAUGCAGAGUCUCAGAGAAACGCCAUUUCCUGCACCGGGAAAAACUGUUACAAUCAAGAGCUUCAUCCCCGAGUCUGGGACAGAGAUUAUCAGUCUGACUCGGCCGGUGGACUCGUGGUUGGAGCACGUUGAAUUUCGCUCGUUGUUCCUGUACUUAUCGGACGAGGAAGUUCUGCAGGUUUUUGCUGCUGUUGUGCUGGAACGACGAAUCAUCUUCAUCGCUGAGGAGCUCAGCACUCUCUCUCAGGUGUUACACGCCGUUGCUGCUUUGCUCUACCCCUUCAUCUGGCAGCACACGUUCAUCUCCAUCGUCCCUAAAGUUCUCCUCGAGGUGUAUUUAGCUCCGACACCGUACCUCCUCGGCAUCCAGAGGAACCUGCUGCACCUUCUCACCGAGCACACUGACCUGCUUAUCGUUGACCUGACCAGCCAAUCAGAGAGCAAGUUCAUCACCAGAAUUGGAGACGAAGACACACUGAUCCCGAGCAGACUGCAGGAGGAGCUGCUACAGGAUCUCUGCAAACGCAAACACAAUACUACUACAGAGGAGCUGAACAGCGUGGUGUCUGAAGCCUUUCUCAGCUUCUUCGUGAAAACUGUCGGACAUUUUGCGGAUCACAUCAAGCGUCUGGGAGGAAACAAGCAGCCGAGAACAUUCCAGAAAAAGAGUUUCCUCAAAGCUGUGCAGCCGAAGGAGAACCAGAACUUUGUCCAACAGUUCGUCCAGACGCAGAUGUUUGACUUGUUCAUCCAGGAGGAGGAGAAACACCACAACCAGGAAGGAUUUUUCUAUAAGAAAAUUGUUGAGUUCCAGCAGAGGAGGAAGGAGCGAUUAAGGAGAGGAGGAAUUAAAGGGCUUGUCGUGUGAAAGAGUGUGUGUGUGUUUUAAACUCUGUUCAUUAAAGCACAUGCACAGCAUAC
Ictalurus punctatus (channel catfish) is the source of this 1574-nucleotide messenger RNA. It is a transcript of the gene dennd2db, whose product is annotated as DENN/MADD domain containing 2Db. Gene Ontology annotation, cellular component: cytosol; nucleoplasm. The record is from RefSeq and is a predicted model, not a curated record. The coding region runs from base 124 to 1521 and encodes 465 amino acids. Lineage: Eukaryota; Metazoa; Chordata; Actinopteri; Siluriformes; Ictaluridae. The transcript has 12 exons.